This is a messenger RNA of Fomitopsis serialis, 207 nucleotides long. RefSeq lists its product as uncharacterized. Lineage: Eukaryota; Fungi; Basidiomycota; Agaricomycetes; Polyporales; Fomitopsidaceae. The transcript has 2 exons. The annotation marks the transcript as partial. The record is from RefSeq and is a predicted model, not a curated record.
GGGCCAGACAAACUGACAGAUGCUGAUAUCCCUCAUCGCGACAAGCUCAAGGACGAGAUUAUUAAGGCAUACAGGGAAGUGUACAAGAAGAUCACUUCCAAUGCACAGAAUGCUCUCGGACAUGUAUCAUUUACCGCUGACGUCUGGGAUGAUCCGACAUUUCGUGCGUUCAUGGCAGUCACGGUACAUUAUUGUACUCGAGACGAG